Bufo gargarizans (Asiatic toad) is the source of this 1631-nucleotide messenger RNA. Its product is annotated as protein kinase C delta type-like. The transcript is spliced from 7 exons. Gene Ontology annotation, molecular function: protein serine/threonine kinase activity; ATP binding. Gene Ontology annotation, biological process: protein phosphorylation. The record is from RefSeq and is a predicted model, not a curated record. Bases 169 to 945 code for a protein of 258 amino acids. NCBI's taxonomy places the organism in Eukaryota, Metazoa, Chordata, Amphibia, Anura, Bufonidae.
ACAGUGGUGUUCGGCCAACCUGCUCUAGAAGCACAAUCUCCGAGAACAUCAGGGAGAGUUUAAAAAUUCCAUCAUGUGCUCGGGCGGGGAAGUUAUGGAAAGGUCGUCUUGGCUGAGGACACUUCUAACCAUCAGAAGUAUGCUGUGAAGAUCAUCAGCAAGAGAGCCAUGCUUGCCGACUGUGAUGAGGCGGAUGUGUUGGUGGAGCACCGAGUGUUACAGCUGGCAUCUGGGAGCCCCUUCCUUGUCCACGCAGACUUUGCAUUUCAGACCAAGUUGCUUUUUCUACUUGGGCUGGAAUACAUGAGCUGCGGGGACUUUGAUCAAUUCCUGAGGAUGAAGGGGCGGCUUGACAUCCCCAGUGCAAGAUUCUAUGCCGCUGAGCUUGUGUGUGGCAUCCAAUUUCUCCAUUCUAAGGGAAUUGUCCACAGAGACCUCAAGCCCGAGAACAUCCUGGUGGCUGAGACGGGCCAUAUUAAGAUCACAGAUUUCGGUCUCGCACUUGAGAACAUGCUUGGAGACCGCACAGCCACCGAAUAUGCUGGGACAGAAGGCUAUGUGGCUCCUGAGAUGCUGGCUGAGGAGGAGUAUGGCGUCGGAGUGGACUGGUAUUCAUUUGGUGUCAUCUUAAAUGAAAUGAUUACCAGUCAGGGCACAAGACGCUCCGGCGCUAAAGACAUCAUUAAAAAGCUCCUCCUGAGAGAUCCUGCCAAGCGCUUAGGAGUCCACGGGAACAUCCGAGGCCAUCAUUUCUUCCAGCAUAUUGACUGGGUCUCAGUGGAAGCCCUUCGGAUGCUCCCACCACACAUCCCUGUACCAUCUAUACCUCAACUCUGUCCCAGGCAAUUUUACCUGUACAGAAUGGAGGCAGCAGCAGCCGAGAAGGGACCUUUACCAUCUAAAGAUCAGGCCAUUUUCAGAGGGUUUUCAUUUGUCACCUGGUAAACCCUCCACCCGCUCUAAUGUCAUCAGAGCAAGAUGUCCUCCUGAGCUCCUGGAGAAGAUUGAUGAACGGACAGAAGAAUGGACCCAGCAUGAAGACCAUGAAGAAAUAUGAAGACUGGACCUGCGAUUAGCACUGGAAGAAAAAUAUCUGGAACACACUUGAUGAGAGAGGACACUGGUCCUAUAGCUCACAGAUCAACGCUGGAUGACUGUGUAUGUGUACGGGCAUUUGAUCCAGGGACUAUAUUCCCACUGCCAUAUUUGCAGUCAGGAAAGGAGUGUUUUUCCCCUUAGAUCAGGACAGAUUGGCAAAUGUCAUAAAGGGUUUUUUUAUCGCCUUCCUAUGGAUCAACACAGUUGCCCUUCCCCCAGUUCAGCCAUUCCCCUAAUCAAAAGUACAAUUUGGCCAACCUUCUGUGGACAGAUUAUUUAGUCAUUGAUUCUGGGACCUAUCUGACUGCCAUGCGUGGAGUCGGGAAGGAAUUUUUCCUCAUCUGAAGCUGAUGGCUGAGGCUCAGUGAGGUUUUUUCGCCUUCCUCUGGAUUAAUAAUAUCUGAUUCAGGGAAAUAGUCUGACUGCCCUAAGCGGAGUCGGGAAGGAAUUUUUCCCCCUACAGGGUUUUUUUCCGCCUUCCCCUGAAUCAAUAAAAGUCAAUGAAUCUAACAUAUCCUUGACUUUGAUUUGGA